Messenger RNA from Bufo bufo (common toad), 1445 nucleotides. RefSeq names its product TNF alpha induced protein 6 (gene TNFAIP6). Lineage: Eukaryota; Metazoa; Chordata; Amphibia; Anura; Bufonidae. Gene Ontology annotation, molecular function: hyaluronic acid binding. Gene Ontology annotation, biological process: negative regulation of inflammatory response; cell adhesion. The record is from RefSeq and is a predicted model, not a curated record. Bases 46 to 873 code for a protein of 275 amino acids. The transcript has 6 exons.
CGGGAGCAGUUUCCUUGGAAGAAAUCCCUCUUAAGUUGCUGAAACAUGAAAAAAACCAUUUUCCUCCUUCUCGUUGCUUUGCAUUUGGACGAAGCUUUUGGAUGGGGAUUCAAGAACGGGAUCCUGCACAACUCCAUCUGGCUAGAACAAGCAGCUGGAGUCUAUCACCGAGAAUCAAGGAACGGAAAAUACCAACUCACCUACAGAGAAGCGAGAGCCGUGUGUCAGUAUGAGGGGGGUCAACUUGCUACAUACGAGCAGCUGGAGGAAGCAAGGAAGAUAGGGUUCCAUGUCUGUGCCGCGGGAUGGCUACACAAGGGCAGGGUGGGCUAUCCCAUCGUCAAGCCCACAUUCAACUGCGGAUUCGGAAAGAAAGGCAUCAUUGACUAUGGCUACCGGUUAAACAAGAGCGAAAAAUGGGACGCCUACUGCUACAACCCUCAUGCAAAAGAGUGCGGUGGGGUGCUGACCGAGCAGCAGCGAAUUAUUAAAUCUCCAGGAUAUCCUAACGAAUACGAGAAUGAACAGAUCUGUUACUGGCACAUCCGGGUUAACGUCGGUCAGCCCAUUGUCUUGCAGUUCCUAGAGAUGGAUAUUGAAGAAGACACGGACUGCCUGUCCGACUACCUGGAAGUAUAUGACAGCUAUGACGACGUUCACAAUUUAGUGGGAAGAUUUUGUGGAGACAUGCUUCCCGAUGACAUCAUCAGUACAGGGAAUGUCAUGACGUUAAAGUUCUUGUCAGAUGGUUCAGUCACGGGAGGAGGUUUCCAGAUCAAGUACACAGCGCUCGAGCCGAUCUCCAUCCCAGGAACGAACGAAAGCUUCACGUCCAAAGCCUACAAUGACUUUUUACAUUACAAUAAUGAAUGAAAACAUUCAUGAAAAUACGUCCUCCGAGGCGCAGGGCGAGCGGAAUGAUUUGGAUGGCGGUGGUGAUUCAUCCGUCCUAACGUGGACUGUUCUGGGCAAAGCUCCAAUUGACUUGAACGGGUGAUGACUGAAACACUUAGCGUCCCGCAGACUUUGAUAGAUGACUUCUUCAAGUUUCCAUGUUACAUUAUGUAGUGACCGCGCUGAUUAAUGAUGGGCACGCUGGCGGGCUGACAUCUGUACAUGCACAGGCUGGUGAAAGGGCAAAUAAGCGUUAUCCAUUGCACAUGUACAAUUUUCCAAUGUACUUUCUGUAUUAAUUCUUCACGGUUUUCAAGAUCUCUGCUUGCUGUCAUUCAGCAGGAACCUUAAAGGGGUGAUCCCAUCUCAGCCGUUUUUGGUUGGGAUAAGAUUAGCCAUUGUAUGUGGCUGUCAGGAUGACGGAGCUACAGAAACAGGCAGGCUGGCCCUGCUACGCUGUGUGCUUAAAGGGGUUGGCCCAUCUCACACAUUGGGGACAUAUCGCUAGCAUAUGCCCCCAAAUCUCUAAGGCCUCUUUCACACGGGCGAGU